Alexandromys fortis (reed vole) is the source of this 3275-nucleotide messenger RNA. It is a transcript of the gene Stx3, whose product is annotated as syntaxin 3. Gene Ontology annotation, cellular component: SNARE complex; endomembrane system; plasma membrane. Lineage: Eukaryota; Metazoa; Chordata; Mammalia; Rodentia; Cricetidae. The record is from RefSeq and is a predicted model, not a curated record. Bases 236 to 1099 code for a protein of 287 amino acids. Gene Ontology annotation, molecular function: SNARE binding; SNAP receptor activity. The transcript has 11 exons. Gene Ontology annotation, biological process: synaptic vesicle fusion to presynaptic active zone membrane; exocytic insertion of neurotransmitter receptor to postsynaptic membrane; intracellular protein transport.
CUGAGCCGGCGCUGGUCAGGGAGCCGGAUUUGGAGCGCGGCGCCGGCGGGGGCCGGAGGGGGCGGCGCGGCGGACCUCGGUGGCCUCGGACGCUCCUCCUCGUGAGCGGCCGCCGCCCGCCUCCGCCUGCGCUAGCAGCUCCCUCGCCCCGGCCGGCACCGGCUGCCGCUCCAGGCCGCUCACCUGGGACGCGCUCACCUGGGACGCGGUGCCCCGCGCCCGCACUUGGGCCAGGAUGAAGGACCGGCUGGAGCAACUGAAGGCCAAGCAGCUGACACAGGAUGACGACACUGACGACGUUGAGAUUGCUAUCGACAAUACGGCCUUCAUGGAUGAGUUCUUUUCUGAGAUUGAGGAAACUCGACUCAACAUUGACAAGAUCUCAGAAAGUGUGGAGGAAGCUAAGAAACUCUACAGUAUCAUUCUGUCUGCACCGAUUCCAGAGCCAAAAACCAAAGAUGACCUUGAACAGCUCACAACUGAGAUCAAGAAGAGGGCCAACAAUGUCCGGAACAAGCUGAAGAGUAUGGAGAAGCAUAUUGAAGAAGAUGAGGUCCGGUCCUCAGCAGACCUUAGGAUCCGAAAGUCCCAGCAUUCCGUCCUCUCCCGGAAGUUUGUGGAGGUGAUGACAAAGUACAACGAGGCUCAGGUGGACUUCCGUGAACGCAGCAAAGGGCGCAUCCAGCGGCAGCUUGAAAUUACUGGCAAGAAGACAACAGAUGAGGAGCUGGAAGAGAUGUUGGAGAGUGGUAACCCUUCCAUCUUCACUUCCGGGAUCAUCGACUCGCAGAUUUCCAAGCAAGCCCUCAGUGAGAUUGAGGGUCGGCACAAGGAUAUCGUGAGGCUGGAGAGCAGCAUCAAGGAGCUCCAUGACAUGUUUAUGGACAUCGCCAUGCUGGUGGAGAAUCAGGGUGAGAUGUUAGAUAACAUAGAGUUAAAUGUCAUGCACACUGUGGACCAUGUGGAGAAGGCACGGGAUGAAACUAAGAAAGCCAUGAAGUAUCAGAGUCAGGCUCGGAAGAAGAAGAUCAUGAUCAUGAUCUGCUGUGUUAUCCUUGCCAUCAUCUUGGCUUCCACCAUUGGGGGCAUAUUUGCCUGAAAAAGAUGGAUUCUCAACAAGCAUCUCCAGUCUUCCACCUCUUUGGUGCCAUCACUUCUCCCUUCAGAGUCCUCGACAACUCUGCCUCUUUUCAUUAGUAAACUCACAACACAGGGCACCAAUCAACUGCUUUGCAAUGUUACAGAGGGGGAAGAAAUGAAUUGAAGGCGCCAUGGAUGAGAAACAGGGAGCACAGCAAUGUGCAGGUGGUUUGGAUGUUCUUGAAGGGCAGGCCUGUGUGGUGGAGAAGCAUAAUGGGCCCCUGCUAGGGUACAACAUGAGCCAGAAUGCCAGGACAGUGAAGAGGCAGGUAUUGUAAUGCCAAAUUCACAGGGUCUUCAGUGCAUUCUGUGAGUCUGCCUCUCAGAACGCGGUACUCAGUACUUUACUCUAAAGGCUCUUCUAGGCCUCAACCGUAGCCAACCACAUUUCUGCUUCCUUCUUCAGGGUCCAAGAAUAAUUUUGAAGCCUAGACUGUUUCAGGAUUGGCACCAUGCCUGUCUUUACUACCACCAUGUCCCCACUGCUUAGCACGUGCCUGCCACCUCCACAUACUCGCUUACUUGUAGUCGAGCUUUGAUUUCAUUCAUGGAAGAGUUCUCAAGCCUGGUUUUUAAACUCUUUAAGGUAUCAUAGGGAACAUGGUUUAUUGCUAUCAGAGGCUUAUGCAAAAGUACUACAACCACCCCUGUUACCAUAUCAUACUCUUUGAAGUGUCUAUGUGUGUGUGUGGGGGGGGGGGUAAGUAGAAGUUGGGUUUCUAUUGGUGGUAUAGAUUUGUAUCAAUAGCCUCUCAUCUGGCAGAGAUGGUGGUUGGUUUCAGGAUGGAGGUUCAUUAACUUCACCAAAAGGAAGAAGUUUAUACUAUGAUUCAGUUCCCAAUAAACCAAACCAGCACACUUUGUGAUCUGGAACAAUGGGAGGUGUAAGGGAAAAAAAGUGUGAUCAGGCUAUUGCUUCUGACCAUCCCAGAUCCGUGUUAGCAGAAAUGGCUGGUUAGUGACAGGUGCAAGAAACUGGUUCAAGCACAUCUCCAAUCUAAGGUUUCACUGUGUUUCGAUUUUAAAAAUAUUUAUUUAGAGAUUAUUAUAUUGAAGACACUCAUUAAGAUACAUGAAAAAUCUGGGACUAAAAAUAUCCUCUUGAAAGUAAGUGAAAUACUUCUGUUCUUUGUUGGAGAUGUUAUUUUUUUCACACGCAGGAUAAAAACCCCUGUUUUUAUCAGUGUGCUGUUUUCUACCCACCUUCAAAAGCCAGUGGUCUAAUACUUCUACCAGUUCCUGCUUCCUUUAGUUUGAAUAGGAGAUACUGGCUAGCUCAGAAAAACAGGUUAAUCUUGUUAGGUACAAAUGGAGUGGGGCUGGAGGGAUGGCUCAGAGGUUAAGAGCACAGACUGUCUUCCAAAGGUCCUGAGUUCAAUUCCUAGCAACCACAUGGUGGCUCACAACCAUCUGUAAUGGGGUCUGGUGCCCUCUUCUGGCCUUCAGACAUACAUGGAAGGAAUGCUGUAUACAUAAUAAAUAAAUAUUUAAAAAAAAAAAAAAACAAAUGGAGCUGGAGUCACGAGGUUUUGGAUCCCACAGGAUCCUCAUUUAUCCAGCAGUAAGUUGUUUGCUCCACACACAUUAGAUCCUGAAGGAACACAGAGCCAAAAUGCCCUUCCUUAGAUAGUUUCAGACCUAGGAAGCGCCAAAGGUUUCAACUUUUGUUAUCAGUUUUUUGCUAAAUGGUACAUUCCUUGUCAUAUUCCAUGUUUCCCCUUCUGAGACUGACAGAAGAUGAGCAGCUGGGUAUUAAUAAAUAUCUGUUGAACCUACUAAUCUAGGUACUGUCAUUUUUAUCUUUAUUAUUCUAAAAAACGUGCUUGUAAUUAGCAAACUGUCAUAAACUAGGCAGUAAACACAUUUACAUUUCCAGCUGUGAGAUAGAAAAACAAGUUUCAGCCCUGGAGACAUGCAUGGUACAAUGUCGGAACUGAGACAUCCUACCAGGGCCCCCCCCUCUCCCCCCAGGAUCUUGCACGUAGCAUGGCUGGCUUUGAACUCAAUGGCCUGCCUUUGCUUCCGGAGUGCUGGGAUUAAUGGCAUGCUCCACCACAGCUGGCUAUGCCAAAUCAUUCUUAAUCUCUCUCUCUCUUUUUUUUCUUUUUUUUUUUGAGACAGGGUUUCUCUGUGUA